CACAGCUCAUAGAAUCUUCAUUGACCAUUCCUAGCUAAUAACUCCUCUCAGAAACCAUCAUACUUCCUCUCUAAUCAUCGCCAAAAUCAAAAGGCUCCUUCAUGCCCCGGACUCAAACAACUUUUAUUACAAAAGGUUAUAGAAAGAAAAACAAAUAUCAAAGGAAACAGUUUCAGGUUUUGUUUGUCAAUGCAAAAACAAAGAGUGCUGCUUCUUUUGAUAAAGAGUAAAAACUGUGGAGACUUAAUCAACAAAUAAACAAAACAUAAAGGACCUACAUACAAUAUCAAAACCUUUGACACUCCUCAGUGCUCAUGCAACCACCGUUCUACAUGUCUCGUUACUUAAACUGAACAGUUGUUUUGUCAUCCCCGGCAAAUUAUCUCUCUCUCUAUCUUGUACUCUUCAUCUCCUUUCUCCUGUAGACUUGACAAGUUUCGGCCUUUCGAUAACUAAACUCAUUUUCAGAGUCUCGAUUGAAUAGCCCUCUCCUCCUUCUUCCUUCUCUGUACGGCUCCGGCGUUUUAGUGUGAUUCUACAAAGGAGAGAAGAUGUCAAUGAUUGGAAGCUCUUCUUCACACAACGAUCAAGAUUCAAGAAGCUUGCAAGUGCUUCUCGAAGCUUUCGGCUCUCGUUUCUCUCUAGACGACAUAACUGCUGCCUACCACGAAGCUAGUCAGAAUGUUGAUGUGGCUGGCGAGAUUCUCUUUGCCAUGACUGAAAAGACUACUGAGAGUGACCAAGUCAAAACGAAUGAAGCAACUCAUGCCAAAGCCAAAGUAUUGAGGCCAAAAAAGAGUUCUGUAUCUGUUGGCAGUGUUUCAAGUGUUAUUGGUAAGGAGUAUGUUAGAGCCAGACCUGUAUCUAAUCCUCGCCAAGAAGCGAGUAAACCGGUGAAGAUAGACUCAAAGGAUAUACCAGAAACUGAGAUGUGGUGUGAAGAAAGCAAGGAGGCAAACAUCAUAAGCAGGGCUCCAACUGAGGUUGAGGAGUUUAUUGUUAAGAUGCUUGGAGAAGGCUUUCAAGCUAGCCCUGAGCUCAUUCACCAGAUUCUUGGCGUAUGUGGCUAUGAUGUGAAGAAGAGUACGGAGAAACUACUUGACUUGUCUGAUACCAAGAAGCAUGCUGAUGCUGGAAUUUCCAAUGAACUUAUGUCAAAAGUUGAUCCUCAAAGACAGGGAUCUACUUCCUGCAACCAAGUGGAGUUCUCUCAGAGUGGUGGAGCAAGAACCUUAACAGGUUCAGAGGAAGGAGGCAAGGACAACUCUGGUCUUGAAAAGGAGGUUUUAGAAGCUUUAUUCUCAUGUGCAGAAAGAUAUGAGGAAGUGCGAAAACUAACUCGGCGAUUUAGAGAAAUUAGAGGAAGAGCUGCUGGUCGUCCUGUUGUGAAACCUUUGGAAGACCCUUUCCAAGAGAGAGUUGUCACUGUGAAACAAUCUCCACAUACAUCUAAAGAAGAUGAAGAUGAUGAAAAUGAAUACAAGGCACUCCGCAAAGCAGUGCACGAGAAUUUGCAUGAGAUGAAAGAAUACUACGGAGCUGCGGUAGAAGCAUUCUCCAAAGGAGAAACCGAGCGAGCACGGAGACUCGUGGAAAAGGGACACUUCUUCGGACAAAAAGCUCGAGAAGCAGAUGACAAAUCCAUAGCAAAGAUGCUUGAAGUCAAGGAAGAAGACAAUGGUUCCACUUAUAAGGAAGACGAGGUAGUCAUAGUGAAUGUGAAUGAGCUCGAACCAAGGGAAGCUCUUCGUCUUCUCAAACUCCAACUUAAAAACUUCACUGGCAUUCCAUCUAUCAAAUGCCUGAGAGUCAAAUUAGGUGACAACAAGGAAGAUUCCAAAUGCAAACGAAGGCAUACUGCAAUUGCAAAGCUGCUGGAGGGUGAAUCCAUUGCCUGGUCUAAAGAAGAUGAUGGCCUCGUGAUGAUGAUUCGUAUUGAUGAGAUUGACCCUGAGAAAUUGAGUUUUGCCAAGAAAUAAAAACACCAUUUGGUUCAUAUCCUUUUUGCUUAGUUCCACUACAAAAUUUGACUAUGCUGUUUCAAACAAUAUUCGUAUGUAACAAAAGCAAAGAAGCAUUUGGCAGAAAUAUAUUUUUUUUGGUUUA
Molecule: messenger RNA, 2106 nt
Organism: Brassica oleracea var. oleracea
Lineage: Eukaryota; Viridiplantae; Streptophyta; Magnoliopsida; Brassicales; Brassicaceae
Exons: 12
Coding region: 552-1979 (475 amino acids)
Source: RefSeq, a predicted model, not a curated record